UUUUUGUUAACGCAGCCCGCGAAGUUACAUACGGGAGCUGUCGCGAAUUUGUUAUCAAUUGGUAGACGUGUUUCAACAUACGUAAAACAUGACGGAGUAUUGGAAGUCGCAGCCGCGUCGUUUUUGUGAAAUCUGCAAAUGCUGGUUCGGUGACAACAAAGCGAGUAUACAACAUCAUGAGCAGGGCGUAAGACACAAGAAUAAUGUACAGAAGAGAAUUAAAGAGGCUCGUCAGAAAAGUCGUGACCAAGAGGAGCAAAUGAAAACCAAGUCAUACACACUAAGGGAGAUCGAAAAGGCUGCUUUGCAAGCAUACGAAAAGGAUCUUGUGAGUAACCCGGCCAGACGGCACGACUCAGCUGUACGCGAUGCCAUACAAAGGAGGAAACAGGCAGCCGCAUUGGGAGGAAGUGUCAGUACGCAGUGGUCUGCAGCGGCUGCGGCAGCGGCAUACUUCACCAAUCCUCAACCGUCACCUCUGUACUCUGAGGGCGAGACUGUAGUCGGAAGGAACGCCAAAGUUGUUCGAGCGUCGUCGGCUUCUAGUUCUAUUGAUUUAUGUGUGAGCGAAAACUUGGAAAAUAGUCACGAUCGAGUGGAUGAUUCGGGGCAAUGGGUGAAAGGCUUGAGUCCGGAAGGAUACACAUAUUAUUACAACACAUCUACUGGAGAGGCAAUGUGGGAAAAACCUGAGGGAUAUGUGGAGCUAGAAACAGAUGAGACGACUCGUGAAGAGAGUGAGGAGGAGAAGAAACCGGUUGUAAAAGAAGAAACGGACUCUUCCACUGAUGUCGGAAACAGUUUGGACGAGGGCUCUAAUUUAUCAGCAGACUCACAAAUUCGAAAUCCGACUGGGGUGAAGAGGCAGCAACAUGAACGAGUUGAUCCUUAUGGGGCCUGGACGACAGUUAGACUGUGUGAACCGGUUGAUCCCACCGUGCCCGAUAAGACCGAUCAAGACAACAGUAGUGAAGACGAGAACGAUGACGAGGACUUCAGUUUUAAAGAAAAGACGUACCCAUCCGACGACGUCAAACUACCAGUACAUGUCAAACAAGAGGCCGCCCCAGCAUUCAAGAAAAGGAAGGUCAAUGCAAAAAGAGCUCAGUUUAGACGACAAACAGACAAUAAUUAAUUAAAUAUAUAUUUUAUCUCAUACGGUCUAUUAAUUAAAAUACAUGAUUUUGAAUAAGCACCAUCAACCGACCACGUGACAGAGUCCUACAUCACGUGAUUCACUCUCC
This is a messenger RNA of Corticium candelabrum, 1244 nucleotides long. Its product is annotated as WW domain-binding protein 4-like. The transcript has 8 exons. The record is from RefSeq and is a predicted model, not a curated record. Gene Ontology annotation, cellular component: nucleus; precatalytic spliceosome. Gene Ontology annotation, biological process: mRNA splicing, via spliceosome. Lineage: Eukaryota; Metazoa; Porifera; Homoscleromorpha; Homosclerophorida; Plakinidae. Gene Ontology annotation, molecular function: zinc ion binding; protein binding; RNA binding. The coding region runs from base 89 to 1135 and encodes 348 amino acids.